GUUUAAACCCUUUGAAUAGAAUUCAGAUAGGGCUUGAAGAAGGUUUUGAGAAAGUAGAGAAUGGCGUCUGCUUCCACAACUCUGGGCAUUUCCAUUAGACUUGGAUGUUCCAGCAAUGAACAUCUCCUUUUGGGUCAGCCCAGAAGUAGAACUAACAUUGCCUUGCCAUUUCACUCUUCUUCCUCUCGUCUUGUUACUUUCUCUCGCCGUCGAAACAAUUCUGCUAUCACUUCUUCCAACAAAAAGAAAAAGAGUUCACCUAGGAAAGAUACGGAGCAAGUUGAUGAUAUAGAUGAAGAUGCUUUUGAGGCACUCUUUCAGCUGCUGGAAGAAGAUCUGAAAAAUGAUGAGCUAUCCUUGGAUGAUGAUGAUAUAACUGAGGAGGACCUCGCGAAGCUUGAACGUGAAUUGGAGGAAGCACUGAAGGAUGAUGAACUACUAGGAGAAAUUGACUCAAUUGCCAAUGAGAACAUUGAAAGUAGUAUGGCUGAAGAUGAAGAAGCAGUAGCAGAAGAUGCCAAUGAAGAUGAAGAUAUGCUAGUGAAAUUGAAAAAUUGGCAACUUAAGAAACUGGCAUAUGCCUUGAGAAAGGGACGGCGUAAGUUAAAUAUAAAAAAUCUUGCUGCUGACCUAUGCCUUGAUAGAGCUGUUGUUCUUGAAAUGCUUCGCAAUCCUCCACCAAAUCUUGUGUUGCUGAGUGCUGCCUUACCUGAUGAACCUGUCCCCAGAAUGUUAGAGCCUGAAAGCAAACCCCUGGAAACUGUUCCCAUCGAGAUGAGUGAUGCUGCGAAGCCAGAUGCUAAGGUGGAAACGCCAGUUCAUGUGAUGCAAAGUAAUUGGUCUGCUCAAAAGAGACUAAAGAAAGUCCAAUUGGAAACCCUUGAACAAGUUUAUAGGCGAUCGAAGCGGCCCACUAAUGCCAUGAUUAGCAGCAUUGUGCAUGUGACAAAUGUGCCUCGGAAAAGAGUUCUGAAAUGGUUUGAAGACAGACGGUCUGAAGAAGGGGUUCCUGCACAUCGACUUCCAUACCAGCCAUCGUCUAUAUCUGAAUAGUACUUUCCUUGUAAAUACCAAGUAAUUUCUACAUGUGAAACUGGGAUACCGUCAGCUUCCUUUGGCUAUUUAUCUUACUGAAGCUAUAACAACAGGAGUAAAUAGCAAUAUCCUCUGUAAAGAAAAGACGGUUAUGAACAAAAAGAAAUGAACAUCUUUAUAGCUUUUGUCUGUU
Messenger RNA from Solanum stenotomum, 1228 nucleotides. RefSeq names its product protein OVEREXPRESSOR OF CATIONIC PEROXIDASE 3. The transcript is spliced from 4 exons. The record is from RefSeq and is a predicted model, not a curated record. Gene Ontology annotation, biological process: regulation of transcription by RNA polymerase II. Gene Ontology annotation, cellular component: nucleus. Gene Ontology annotation, molecular function: DNA binding; DNA-binding transcription factor activity, RNA polymerase II-specific. Lineage: Eukaryota; Viridiplantae; Streptophyta; Magnoliopsida; Solanales; Solanaceae. Bases 61 to 1053 code for a protein of 330 amino acids.